AUGGGAGGGCUGCAGGGACUGGGAGAUGGCGCGCCAACACCGCCCCCCAAGGGCUGGACCCCCAAAACCGUCGUGGAAUAUCAGCACCCCCUGGACCCUGACGGCAAGAAGGGUUUACGGCGUCAGGAUCUGACCCGCUCCCAGUUCCUGCAAGAGGUCUGGGCCUGGAAAGACCGGCACGGUGACGAGAUCCUGCAGCAGCUGCGGGCGCUGGGGGCGUCGCUGGACUGGAGCCGCUGCGCUUUCACCAUGGACUCCGGUUUCUCACGGGCGGUGGCGGAGGCUUUCGUCCGGUUGUACGAGGCCGGGUUGAUUCACCGCGACCGACGUCUUGUCACCUGGUCCUGCGCCCUGCGCUCCGCCCUGGCCGACGUGGAGGUGGAGCCCCGCACCCUGACGGGCCCCACGGCGCUGCGCGUCCCCGGCUGUCCCCAACCCGUCACCUUCGGCGUCCUCGUCACCUUCGCUUACCCCGUGGAGGGCGGGGACGGUGAGUGGCUCGUGGGACCCUCGCGUGGCCUCGAGUGUCCCUUUGUCCCCUCCUGUCCCCUUCCGCACGCGGCCCUGCGCGUCCCGCCUGGUCCCGGGUCCUCCAAUGUGCUCUGCCGCGCGCGUCACCUCCAUGGCCGCCACCUCUGUCACCCCUUCACGGGACAGCUCCUGCCCGUCGUCACCGACCCCGCCGUGGAGCCCGCCCGUGGCACCGGGGCGGUGAAGGUGACACCGGGGCACAGCCCCCCUGACCUGGCGCUGGCCCGGGCCCACGGGCUGCCCCUGCUCUCCGUCAUUGGGGACGAUGGCACCAUGUGUCCCCCGGGCGGGGGGUGGCUCCAGGGCGUCCAUCGCUUCGUGGCACGGGAGAAGGUGGUGGCGGCGCUGGCCGAGCGAGGGCUGUACCGCGGCGCCCAGGACCACGCCAUGACGCUGCCCAUGUGCAGCCGCUCGGGGGAUGUCAUCGAGUACCUGCUGAAGAGCCAGUGGUUCCUGCGGUGCCGGGAGAUGGCACAGCGUGCCCAAGAGGCGGUGACAUCAGGACAUCUCAAACUUGUCCCCAAAUUUCACGAGAAGAACUGGAAGACGUGGAUGGACAAUACCCCCGACUUGCAGCGUUUCUACCCCACGACUGUGCUGGAGACGGGCAGCGACCUCCUCUUCUUCUGGGUAGCACGCAUGGUCAUGCUGGGCCAGCAGCUCACCGGGCGCCUGCCCUUCUCCCAGGAGCUGCAGGAGAGGCUCCACCGCAAAAUCCUGGACCCCCACGAGGUCACGGUGGCCACAGAGGGCCAGGGCACCGACGCCCUCCGCAUGGCCCUGUGCUCCCACAACGUCCACGGUGACGACGUCCGCCUGGACGUGGGGACGGCCCUCAGCUACCGUCACUUCUGCAACAAGAUCUGGAACGCCGUCAAGUUCGUCCUCGCCGCUCUGGGGCCGCGUUUCGUCCCCCAGCCCCCCGAGGAGACGGUGCCGCAGCACCCCAUGGACCGCUGGGUGCUGAGCCGGCUGGCGCAGGCGGUGGGCGAGUGCGGGCGGCGGAUGGAGGCCCUGGAGGUCCACGGCGCCGUCGCCGCCGUCCACCAUUUCUGGUUGCGCAGCUUCUGCGACGUCUACCUGAUGGAGGCCGAGGUGGCGGCCAUGCAGGAGGUGGUGAGAGCGGCGCGAGCCCUGCGGGACACCUUUCGCCUCGGCGCUGCCCGGCCCCCCGUGGCGGUGCGGUGCCCAACGGAGGCGCAGGAUUCGCUGGCGGCGCUGGGCCCCGCCCUCCAGGCCCUGGCGCAGGCGGGGCCUCUGCAGCUCCUCCCCCUGGGGGCGGAGCCAGAGCCGGGCCCCGGCUGGGUGGGGGCACCCGCGGGCCCCGCCCCCCACGUCUACCUCUGCCCGCGGGGGAGUGGGGGGCCCCCGGCCUUGUCCCUGCCCAUGGCCGAGGGGUGCUCGCACGCCGUCCCCCCGCGUCCCCUCCCCGGGGAGGUGACGGCCACCCCCGGGGACGUCACCACGGACCCCGAACCUGCAUGGGGACAGGCUGGAGGCGUCCCCGAGGGGGAAGGUGACAGCGGUGUCCCCAUGGACACUGUCACCGUCACCCCCUGGGCCAGCGGCAUCACCAUCACCGUCACAGCGGCCCCGGCGGACGAGGACACCGGGGACUUUGGGGACGAGGACGUCCCGGGCUUCGGGGACGAGGACAUCGGGGACGGGGACGUCCCGGUGACAAGUGACGCGGGGCGUGGGGCCGUCCCAGUCGUAUGUGACAAGGACAUUGAGGACAGGGAUGUCACCACCCCAAAGGACGUUGGGGGCAGGGAUGUCCCAGCCCCUGCAGACAAGGCUGUCCCGGCUCUAAGGGACAUUGGGGACAGGGACAUUGUGACCCCAAGGGACGUUGGAGACCGGGAUGGUCCAGCCCUUCUGGACAAGGACACUGGGGACAAGGAUGUCACGGCCGUAAGGGACAGGACGUUGGGGACAGGGAUGUCACCACCCUGA
Messenger RNA from Nipponia nippon (crested ibis), 2487 nucleotides. The record is from RefSeq and is a predicted model, not a curated record. NCBI's taxonomy places the organism in Eukaryota, Metazoa, Chordata, Aves, Pelecaniformes, Threskiornithidae.